UUAUGCUAUUUUGUGUUGUGAUAAGAUUUUUUCAUUUCAUUAUCUUGAUAAAAAUGAGCAGCGCUGGUAAAAGUGGUAUUAGUACCGUGUGGAAAUGCUUUGAGAAAACGGGUAAAAACUCUGCAAAAUGCAAAUUAUGUUUUAAAGCUAUAAAUACGAGUGGCAAUACUACUAAUAUGAUGAAGCAUUUGAGACUUAAGCAUAGUUCUGUUGCUGUUGAUGUUGGAAUGCAAAUAAAGCGGUUAGCCACCAGCACUAGCAACGAUGACGAUGCCAAUGAUGAUGAUUCCUCCUGGUAUGUUUAGGUUUUUUUUAUAUGUAUUUAUCAUCUGUUUCGAAAAGUAAUCUAUGCGAUAUUAUUAAUUCAUUAACCUA
Diatraea saccharalis (sugarcane borer) is the source of this 375-nucleotide messenger RNA. NCBI's taxonomy places the organism in Eukaryota, Metazoa, Arthropoda, Insecta, Lepidoptera, Crambidae. The record is from the annotation of a GenBank genome assembly.